Cucurbita maxima (winter squash) is the source of this 664-nucleotide messenger RNA. RefSeq lists its product as uncharacterized. The transcript has 4 exons. The coding region runs from base 125 to 646 and encodes 173 amino acids. The record is from RefSeq and is a predicted model, not a curated record. NCBI's taxonomy places the organism in Eukaryota, Viridiplantae, Streptophyta, Magnoliopsida, Cucurbitales, Cucurbitaceae.
UGCUUCAAACCCUUCCCUUCGCUUCAUAGCAAGGUUUUACAUUUCCAAAAAAUAUUGCAAAGACUUUUGCAUCAAUCAAACUCACAUUGCCAAGAUUUCCCUUCCAUCCUUUAGUGAUGCCAUCAUGACUGCCGCUGCUACCCGCUUUGAUACAAUGAGUAUCACUCUUCCAAGCCCUUAUAAAAUUACCCUUACAUUCGAGACAUCAACUCCUCCAGGGCGUGUGCCUCGGUCGAAUUCACGUGCGCUGCCACUUUCACCUACACUAGCGAUGGAUUUUGGAAAGCCUUUACUCGCAAAACAUUUCACCAUUAAACCCGAAUUUUUUAGGCACAUUCUUACCGAACUACCUAAUUCGCAAGAUAUAGUUUGUGUUACUCCAACGACAUCGGAAGUCAAAUUCUCACAUGAAUCCAAUGAGGUUAUUCUUACUCCAGAGGCUGGACAAUGUACAACCGUGGGUUAUGAAGGAUGUGUUGAUACUCAGUUCAAAAUUGUUCUUCAUCCGAGGACGUUUUUCUUUGAUUUGUCAUCUAAAACGUGCACAAGUAUAUGGUUUUGUAGGACAUCAAAUUCUGGUAGCGUAAUGGCUGUCCAAUCUAGUAGAUCGCAUGCUAUAUAUUACAUCCAUUUUCCUCCGACAUGACAUGUUGACAAAUUAUUC